Molecule: messenger RNA, 1487 nt
Organism: Salvia splendens (bonfire salvia)
Lineage: Eukaryota; Viridiplantae; Streptophyta; Magnoliopsida; Lamiales; Lamiaceae
Product: putative casein kinase II subunit beta-4
Exons: 5
Coding region: 432-1187 (251 amino acids)
Cellular component (GO): protein kinase CK2 complex; cytoplasm
Molecular function (GO): protein kinase regulator activity
Source: RefSeq, a predicted model, not a curated record
CUUUUGUGAACCGAGUGUCCACAAUAGGACCGCCGCGGCGGUUGUUCGACAGCCGAGAGGACACUUUUUUUAGCCACAUUUCAAAAAAUAAAAUCUAAAAUCAAAAAAUCCAUCUCCUUCAUCAACCCAUCUUCUUCUUCACUUCAAAAAAUCAAAAGAAAACGAAAAAAAAAGGAAAUCCGGCGACCGCCGCGCCGGGGCGGACGCACAAUAGGCAGGCGCGCUCGCGCACCGGCGUGCCCUAGCCGCCUGCUCGCCGAUGGAUGUUCCGCCCCCUUCCAUUCGUCCGCGUCGGGGCGGACGCUUUUCCUACAAUAGUUCGCCGGGGCGGCGGCGACCGCCGGCCGCCCCUAUAGUGGAUGCUCAUUCCCAAUUCAUUUUUUUAAUUCCAAUAUCAAAUCUCAAUUUUUUUUCAAAUCCACUCUCCGAAAAUGGACUCUGGCGAUGAGUAUCAACGCGCAUGGGAUGAGGCCUGGGAUGAGGUCUAUGACGCGUUGGUUGAAGAGGUUGAGCAAGAAGCACGGGAGGAGGAGGAGCGCAUCAUGAAUCCUUUCGUUUAUGAAUCUGACACAGACAGCGAAGAGGAAUCUGAUGUCAGUGGUUCUGAUGGGGAUGAUGUAUCCUGGAUUUCAUGGUUUUGCGACUUGCGUGGAAAUGAAUUCUUCUGUGAAGUCGACGAUGAAUACAUCCAAGAUGAUUUUAAUCUUUGCGGGUUGAGCAGUCAAGUACCAUAUUAUGAUUAUGCACUUGACCUUAUUCUGGAUGUUGAAUCUUCUCAUGGUGAUAUGUUCACUGAGGAACAAAAUGAAUUGGUUGAGUCGGCUGCUGAAAUGCUCUACGGCCUUAUCCAUGUCCGGUACAUCUUGACCACCAAGGGAAUGGCGGCAAUGUUAGAGAAGUACAAGAAUUAUGACUUUGGAAGAUGUCCAAGAGUUUAUUGCUGUGGACAGCCUUGUCUUCCCGUUGGACAAUCAGACAUUCCACGCUCCAGUACCGUAAAAAUAUACUGUCCCAAAUGUGAAGAUAUUUUCUAUCCACGAUCCAAAUAUCAAGGCAAUAUGGAUGGAGCAUACUUUGGGACCACUUUCCCUCAUCUAUAUUUGAUGACCUAUGGGCACCUCAAGCCACAGAAGCCUGUGCAGAGCUAUGUCCCCAGAGUUUUUGGGUUCAAACUCCACAAGCCUUGACGAAUGAGUCGUCGUCACAUGCAGUUGAAAUUAAUAUUGCUUGGGUAAAUGUUUUGUAUCUGGUGUACCAAGUGGCCACGCGACAGAACAGGAGACGAGACUCACUCCUGAGGACAACAUUGAAUUGCAAAAAUAUUCAAGGAAGAAAAAGAGCCUCUAUGUAAGCUAAUAUCUUUUCCAUGCUGAGAGAUGCUUGAAGCACUUACUCCUGUAGUUUUUCCCGUGUGCACAGCACAGCAAUAUAUUGAAAUUUACGCUAGGGUCAUCAAAUUUUUGCUACAAAAAUGUUGACGAAUUUAA